AUGCAAUACCGCACCGCUCUUUCCACUGCUUUUCUCGCGGCACCGCUGGCAGUGUCCGCGGCUGGCACUCUGGGUUUUGCAGUUGGAAACACCAAUACUGACGGAAGCUGCAAGACUCAAAGCGACUUCGAGAAGGAUUUUGAAGCGAUUCAAGGAAACACCGACGCUCAGAUCGUUCGAACCUAUUCUUCCACCGACCAAUACGGAAACUCAUGCGAUACUCCUUCAGAAAUUCUCCCAGCUGCCCAGUCCGCUGGGAUCAAGGUCCUACUCGGCCUCUGGCCAGAUGGUGGCGCCUAUGAAAAAGAGAAAGCCGCCGUGGACGACGCCGACCCGACUUCCUACGGGGACACCCUCUAUGGCAUCACCGUCGGAUCCGAGGGCAUGUAUCGAGGUACCUACACUGCCGAAGAACUCGUUGGCUGGAUUGGAGACAUGAAACAAAGUUAUCCCGACACCAAGAUUGGAACUGCCGAUAGCUGGAAUUGCUGGGCCAAUGGAACCAUGGAUUCCAUUAUCACCAGUGGGCUUGACUUGAUCCUCGCCAACGGUUUCUCAUACUGGCAAUACCAAGACAUUUCCAACGCGACCAAGACUUAUUUCGACGAUAUGGCUCAGGCGCUAGGUCACGUCCAGGAAGUCACGGGGAGUCUGGACAAGAUCCACUUUAUGAACGGCGAGACCGGGUGGCCUGGAACCGGUGGGACUGACGCCGGUGCCGCCAAAGCCGGCGAUGACAACAUGAAGACCUACUGGGACUCGGCUGUCUGCGGGCUCCUCGACUGGGGCGUCGAUCUCUUCUGGUUCGAAGCGUUCGAUGAGCCGAACAAGGCCGACGCCAUCGGCGACAAUGGCCAGUCUGCCAGUGAGAAAUACUGGGGUUCGUUCACGUCAGAUCGGAAUCCCAAGUUCAAUAUGCGGUGCUAG
This is a messenger RNA of Rhinocladiella mackenziei CBS 650.93, 927 nucleotides long. RefSeq lists its product as uncharacterized. Gene Ontology annotation, biological process: carbohydrate metabolic process; cell wall organization. NCBI's taxonomy places the organism in Eukaryota, Fungi, Ascomycota, Eurotiomycetes, Chaetothyriales, Herpotrichiellaceae. Gene Ontology annotation, molecular function: 1,3-beta-glucanosyltransferase activity; glucan endo-1,3-beta-D-glucosidase activity. The record is from RefSeq and is a predicted model, not a curated record. Gene Ontology annotation, cellular component: cell surface; extracellular region; fungal-type cell wall. The transcript is spliced from 4 exons. Bases 1 to 927 code for a protein of 308 amino acids.